AUAAAUAGUCCAAUAAACAAAUAAACACUGAAAAUAUUGAUAAAUAAAAAUCUUAUAUAAAAGGAAGAGAACUUAAUAAGUUGAAUUCAAUUCAACCAUCCCCAACCGGAGUAGGUUUAGGGAGUCGCAAAAUCGAUUUGCCUCUAUAAUAGGCAGAGAAGGACCAGAAUUGAAGCCCUAGUUUUCCAAUAGCAACGUUCAAGCGAUAAUGGGAGGAAGUAACGAAAGGAGCAAGAGAGAAAAAUCAUCUUCUUCAAAACGUAGAAGCCGAAGUCAAAGAAGGAGAUCUGACGACUCUGCAGCGGAGUCGGAAGCUGAGUCUGAAUCGUACACCGACUCGGACGAGGCACCAUCGAGGAGCUCGCGGAAGCACAAAGAUCGAAGCGGAAGCAAGAGAAAAAGCAGAAUUAGUAGACGUGAUAGCUACUCGGAUGAUUAUAGUGACGAUAGCGACGAGAGCGAUCGUGGCCGCAAUAAGCGAAGGUCUUCGAGGAAGAUUACUGAGGAACAAAUUACUGAGUAUUUGGCUAAAAAAGCUCAGAGAAAGGCGGCUAGCGUUUCGAAGAAGUUGAAGGCGCAGAACGUGUCUGGUUAUUCAAACGAUUCGAAUCCAUUCGGUGAUUCAAAUCUAAAUGAGAAAUUUGUGUGGCGUAAGAAGAUCGAGCGAGAUGUUUCCCAAGGUGUACCUCUUGAUGAGUUCUCGAUUAAAGCAGAGAGAAAGAGACAGAGAGAAAGGCUGGCAGAGAUUGAAAAGGUUAAAAAGAGAAGAGAGGAAAGAGCUGUUGAAAAAGCACGGCAUGAAGAAGAAAUGGCAUUGUUAGCAAGGGAACGUGCUCGUGCUGAAUUUCAGGACUGGGAGAAGAAAGAGGAAGAGUUUCAUUUUGAUCAAAGCAAAGUCAGAUCUGAGAUUAGAUUGCGUGAAGGUCGUGUAAAGGCUAUUGAUAUUCUCUGCAACCAUCUUAGUGGCUCAGAUGACUUGGACAUAGAAAUAAAUGAACCUUACAUGGUUUUCAAGGGCUUGACAGUUAAGGAGAUGGAAGAGCUUCGUGAGGACAUCAAGAUGUAUCUGGAUUUGGACAGGGCAACACCAAUGCAUAUAGAAUAUUGGGAGGCACUUAUGGUGGUUUGUGAUUGGGAACUAGCUGAAGCACGGAAGAAGGAUGCUCUGGAUCGAGCUAGAGUGCGUGGGGAGGAACCUCCUGCUGAGUUGCUUGCCGAAGAAAGGGGAUUGCAUUCUAGUAUUGAACCAGAUGUCAGGAACCUUUUGCAAGGGAAGACUCACAGUGAGCUUGAGGCAUUACAAAGUCAUAUUGAAUCACAAAUGCGUACUGGCACUGCAAAGGUGGUAGAGUAUUGGGAAGCCAUUCUUAAAAGACUCCACAUAUACAAAGCAAAGGCUUGUUUGAAAGAAAUACAUGCUAAAAUGCUGCGUAAGCAUCUGCAACGCCUUGAGCAACCUUUGGAGGGUGAAAAUAAAUUUGAAACUGAUCAUGAUUUGCAGUCUGAAGACGAGAACAUUCAGCUUGAGAAUGAUGAUAAUGAUGUGGGAAACUUCUCUCCAGAGCUUGUAUCAAGGGAAGAGACUCAAAAAGCAGAAGAGCCUGGAUCAUUCUCACCUGAACUAUUGCAUGGUGAUGACAAUGAAGAAGCUAUUGACCCUGAAGAGGACAGGGCUAUAUUGGAACGUAAACGUGUAGCUGUGUUGGAAGAGCAGCAAAGGCGGAUUCAAGAAGCUAUGGCAUCAAAACCACCUCCUUCAGAAGAUAACUUUGAGCUGAAAGCCAUGAAAGCUAUGGGAGCUAUGGAAGAAGGAGAUGCUGUAUUUGGCUCUGGUGCAGAAGUGAACCUGGACUCUCAGGUGUAUUGGUGGCAUGACAAGUACCGACCAAGAAAACCAAAAUAUUUCAACCGUGUUCACACUGGAUAUGAGUGGAACAAAUAUAACCAGACUCACUAUGACCAUGACAACCCCCCACCAAAGAUUGUGCAAGGAUAUAAAUUCAACAUCUUCUAUCCAGACCUUGUAGACAAGACAAAGGCUCCAACCUACACGAUUGAGAAGGAUGGAAGCAAUGGUGAAACAUGCAUCAUCAGGUUCCAUGCUGGGCCUCCCUAUGAGGACAUUGCAUUUAAAAUUGUAAACAAAGAAUGGGAGUAUUCUCAUAAGAAAGGAUUCAAGUGCACAUUUGAGCGUGGGAUAUUACAUGUAUAUUUCAACUUCAAACGCUAUCGCUACCGUAGGUGAUAUGUGGCUAAUUUUUCAACUUGUCCCUGAACCAAUGCCUCGGGGACUAUUACCAUAGUAGGAGGCCAUUGGCAGUGUAACACAGAUUUUGUUGUCAUAGAUAAUUUAUUACUAUGUGAAUAUUAUUCAAAUGAAAUGUUAUGACUUGUUUUAAGUCCA
This is a messenger RNA of Mangifera indica (mango), 2404 nucleotides long. RefSeq names its product cactin. Gene Ontology annotation, molecular function: protein binding. The transcript has 13 exons. Gene Ontology annotation, cellular component: cytoplasm; spliceosomal complex. The coding region runs from base 209 to 2245 and encodes 678 amino acids. The record is from RefSeq and is a predicted model, not a curated record. Lineage: Eukaryota; Viridiplantae; Streptophyta; Magnoliopsida; Sapindales; Anacardiaceae. Gene Ontology annotation, biological process: mRNA cis splicing, via spliceosome.